AUGCAAGGACAAGGCCAAUCCCAUCCACGAGGACUACAAGAACCAUUUUUUGUACAAAGAAAACCUUCAGCUUGUCAAGCUCGGGAUCCUAGGCGAGAGACUAUUGAUGCCUACUCUACAAAAUGCCGCGAUAGAUGCUCUGGAGAAGAUAGUGAACAAUGCUUUCUUCACCCUGUCACACCAUUACAAGUAUGUUUACGAGCAUACUUUACCCGGCUCCGCCCUUAGACGGUAUAUCGUGGAACAGCUCAUUGUAUAUUUCGUCGCGGAGGAUUGGUUAGACAAUCUCAAGAACCACUUGCCACCUGAUAUGCUUUCCGACAUCUUCAAGUCCUACAAAACCAGAUUUCCUCUUCUAAAAUCAAAAGACCAUCCGCCACAUCAGACGUUAAUCAACACGAAGGACUUUCACGUCCCUGUUGAAGGUGUUAACCAAGGCCAGGAAGCAUAG
Hymenoscyphus albidus is the source of this 451-nucleotide messenger RNA. NCBI's taxonomy places the organism in Eukaryota, Fungi, Ascomycota, Leotiomycetes, Helotiales, Helotiaceae. The record is from the annotation of a GenBank genome assembly.